AUGCGCCAUACACUUGGGAAAAUCGUAAGUCAUUGACAGACCGACAACCUCUGGCUGGCUCCAUUUCACCCCCUACUUCUUGUCUCGCCACAGAUGAAUUCAAAUCCAUUCUCUCCCCAAGCCCGUGUGCUGCAGGCUUCCCUGGAGCGGUGAGCGUGUGGAAGAAAAGAAGUUGUUGCUUCCCUUGGGUAAAGACCUCGUUUGUGUGUGUGUGGCUAUGUCUGUGGAAUGGACUACUCUUUUAUCAGCGCAGACGAGAGCAAAUGAAAUAAAACAACACUGGCCCAACGGGACUUCAUAGAUGACACGCUGGAGAAGCUGGAAAAAGACACUGGCAGGCCUCCCCACGGAGGCCACCAUGUGACAUCCAUCUUCCUGCCCUUAAGGAGGCUGCCAGGGUGAGUACAACGCAGAGUCUACUAGCGUGUGAUCGGCCCCGCACCUGUCUGUUGCAGAUCUACCGACAGCUCCUGCAGCGAUGCGUGCAUCUCAAACUCAUCCACCAAGGGUGAGACACGUAAGCAUUGAAUCUCGGGAGGUCAUAUGAUGUGUGUGUGUGUGUGUGCGUGUGUGUGUAUGUGUCUCAGUGCCACACCGCAGAGCUGCCUGGCAGCCCCAGAAGGUCCCGUCCCAAGGCUAUGGAAGGCUACACUUGCCGCCGGUGAGACCACACAUCCUGCAACUUAUGCACAUCAUGAUUGCAUGCCUCACGGCGGUGUCUUGUCGCCUGCAGCUUACAGACGGGCCUUCAUCGAGGAGUCGCUGCUAGAGGGGACGUGGAACUGCUCGAUUGGCGAAGGUACGGCAGUCGACUGAUACAAAUAUGUAUCUCUCGUGCUUCUAGCUGCAGGGCUGCCCGUCAGAAUACACAAGCAAUCGAGUGCUUCCCUUCUAGCCAGCGGCUUCAUGGAAACCAGAAUGAAGGAGCCUGCAGUGUUUUUGUCUGCGCGGUAAGCAUAACGAGUCAGCGAAGGCAAUCCUUAAAGCCCACAGCCCAUUUGCAUGCCGCGUCGCACAAUCAAGAGUGAACCAAUCUGUUGGCUGUGUUUCAGACGACCAUCAGCAGGGAAGGGUUUACCCAUGACCGCUGAGUAAGCCACUUCAAUCGAUUGCAAUGCCUUCUCAAGCAAUAAGACCUUCCCUUUCAUUGUCAGUGACUGGGGGCUACUUGAAGACCUCACAACUGCCUUGUGUCGCGAGGGGGGGUGGCUCAUCAAUCGAGCUGUCACUGAUGAUGCCAAGACAGCUCGAGGGCUGCCCCUGAACUCGCCGCACUCGCUGUUGCUGGGGUCUUCCAUCAGGGGGCGGGAGACAUGAUAUUCAAGGCAGAGUUUGACGACCAGCGCGCCUCCCGCCUCCUUGCCAUGAGGCAAAAAAUAUCAGAAAUUGUAAGUGGUGAACAGACAACUACUCUCACCUGCUACACCUCAUGUGUUGACGUUGAUUUCAUUCAGAUGAAAGUAUGCCCAUUUGCGCCGACAACCCCUGUCGUGAAUGCUCCUCUGCGAGGGUAGGCACAGACAAAUGUCUUCUUAAUCCCUUACUUACUCUGCGUAUGCCAGCAGCUUUGUUUGUGCCGCCUCCUACAAGUUUCAGAAAUUGAAGGAAAUGCACUCAUUAGUGCAAACCGAAGACCAUCGGGAGGCGGCACAGACAACAUUUGAAGCCUUAAAGGGGGAGCUGGAGAAAAUGAAACAGAAUAGGAUGGGGAGACAGCUAUCACAGCGGCAGACAAGGGAUGAAGCUUUCUUGAAGGCACAUUUGAGGGAUUCCGUGGAGUCAGCGACAUUCUUCGGCUAUUCAAAUUGGAGCGACAGCCAGGUCGACGGCUGCUUCGAAGAAUUACCGUGAGUGAAGACAAAUGACUGUAACGAAUAGAUGUCUAUGGCUUUGUCAUGGCUGUUUUACAGGAUGCCGCCCCGAAUGUGUUCAGGAACAGCAGCGAAGGCGGGAGCUGUUUUUUCAUCAUCGCUGCCUACAUCUUAUAUUCGUCCGUUUCAUCUUUUCUCGUUGCCAUGUCUCUGUGAGGCUUGCGCGCGCCUCUUACACAUCGCUGCCUACAUCUUUAUAUCUUGUGGUGUUGCUUUUCGAUGACGGAUUCG
Molecule: messenger RNA, 2102 nt
Organism: Vitrella brassicaformis
Lineage: Eukaryota; Vitrellaceae
Source: the annotation of a GenBank genome assembly